CGCGUUGGAUGCUUUCACUCUCCGCCUGCGACGGUCGUGACCAGUACUCACCUGACAUCCUUUUUGGAGCAGAAGACUUAAUCGCGGUCGUGAAGGCCGUCAAGGUCGGCUGGAAGAUGGAAUCGAAGAGAGGCUCAAGAGAACCAGAAAAGUUGAAAUUUUUGAAGUCAUGAGAGUUUUAUUGAAAGCAACUGCGCUUUUGUUAACAGACAGCACAUCGACCAUGGCAAAGGUGAUCCAUUUUACCAGGCAUGCUCAGGCCGAGCACAACGUUGACGAAGACUAUUUUAUCCCGGAUGCACCGUUGACGCCCCUUGGAAGGUCAAUCUCACGUCAAGCCGAAGAGCUCUACUCCCAAACAGCAGAACUCCAGCAAUCUGCAGACCUACUUGUCACAAGCCCGCUCAAGCGUACACUACAGACAACCAUCAUCGGCUAUCGCGGGCUACGGGCGCGUCUAGAGAGUCAGAAUUCCCCAAAGCCCAUCGUUGUACUAUCUCGCCUUCAAGAAGUCAACGACUUUCCCUGUGAUACUGGAUCUUCUCGCAAUGAGUUAGAACAAAUCGAUGAAUUCGCUGGCAUUAACUUUGAGUCGCUGGAAGAUGAUUGGAAUUCCAAGCAGGGAGACUUUUCUCCAAGCUCCGAUGCUGUGAAAGCGCGCGCUCGUUGGGUGCGUCGAUGGCUCCGAGAUCGACCUGAACAGAACAUCGUAGUUGUCGCCCACGGUGACAUCCUUCGAAAAAUAACAAAAACCUCAUUGUAUGAGCCCUGGGCCAAUGCAGAGGUUCGGAAAUUUACCUUUAUGCACGAUAAUGACGACGAAGCAAAGCUUGUUUCUUUACCUGCCGAGACGGAAGCUCGUGCUGGAGGAGAAGAGCCCACGAGUGGCGAGUUUAAAUUUAACCAUUGGUCGUAGGCUCUUGCAGAGGACAGCGGCACAGAGGUUGUAGAAAUCAUUAGACCGAGGAUCUUCCCCUACUAUAGAUAGCCUAGAUAUGAUCAACUUGAUCCUCAUUACUUUUCUGAAAUUCUCCAUUUAAUCUGGAUUAUAUUUCCAUUAGUGAAAGA
Molecule: messenger RNA, 1068 nt
Organism: Lentinula edodes (shiitake mushroom)
Lineage: Eukaryota; Fungi; Basidiomycota; Agaricomycetes; Agaricales; Omphalotaceae
Product: histidine phosphatase superfamily
Exons: 9
Coding region: 170-916 (248 amino acids)
Cellular component (GO): cytoplasm
Molecular function (GO): phosphatase activity
Source: RefSeq, a predicted model, not a curated record